AUGGCAAAGAGGAAGGUAGAAGUGCAAAGGACAGUGUAUUAUGCUCAUGGUGAUUAUAGUGGAAAGAGCAGCUUGAAAGUUCAUAUUGCUAUCUUGAAAAUUGCUGAACGUCUUCCAGAAGGUGUGCAACAACUGACCUUGCUACUGCUCAAACUCGCCGGAAACGAGAAAAUCAUAAUCGGUAUUAACAGUGAUCAUUUCAAAAGAAAAAAGCUCUUCGAUGUGAUUUUUGGCUUUUGGUCGAGAGCUGACAUGCAAUAUGUCGUUACUCAUAACUCGCGAACUGCUGACCUUAGGACUGGGGCAGCAUUUACUACGUCUGUAGUAUUACAAUAA
Molecule: messenger RNA, 336 nt
Organism: Paraglomus occultum
Lineage: Eukaryota; Fungi; Glomeromycota; Glomeromycetes; Paraglomerales; Paraglomeraceae
Source: the annotation of a GenBank genome assembly